AUGUUAAAAUUAAAUGAUGAAAAUGAAAUACCAUUUAAUGGUGAAUUUGAAGAUAGUGAAGAAGAAUCUGAAGAGUUUUCUGAAGAAGAUUCAGAUGAUGAUGAGUUAAUAAAUAAAAGAAAGAAAAAAAGAAAAUAAUUAGUUAAUAAUAACAAAAGAUUGAUAAUGAAUGUAUCAGACACUUAAUAUGCUGCUGUUAAAUUUGUGGGCAAAAUCUUAAAUAAGUUUAAGUUACAAUAUACUCCCUAUUUAGAAACCUAAGUAUGGGAUUUUUGUUGGACUGAUAAUGCAGUGCUACCUGAAACUCUUGCUAGAAUGUAAGGUAAAAUAUAUUUAAUUAAAAAAUAGGCCAUUAAAGAAUUAAUCAUUUUCCUGGUAUGUAUUGUAUUGCCAGAAAGAACUAUUUAGGCAAAAAUUUAAAUAAAAUGGCUAAACAAUUUCCAGAGGAAUUUGAUUUUUAUCCUAAAACUUGGAUGCUACCUUCUGAUAUUUCAGAUCUUAGAUAAAACAUUGGAAAAAUUAAAUAUUUUAUUGUUAAACCAGAAGCAUCAUGUUAAGGAAGAGGUAUGACUGUUACAAAUUAUCAAAGGUAUAUUUUUGACCAAAUAAGUUGAAUCUAUAGCAUCUGAACAUUGUGUAGUAUAAAGAUAUUUACAUAAACCAUUGUUAAUAGAUGGUUUAAAAUUUGAUUUUCGUAUGUAUGUUUUAUUAGCAGGUUGUGAUCCAUUAAGGUAAUAUGUUGUUAAGUAUACAAUAGAAUAUAUCUAUUUAAAGAAGGAUUAGCAAGGUUUGCUACUUAACCAUACUAAUAGCCUAAUCAAAUGAAUGCUGAAGAAAUGUGUAUGCAUUUAACUAAUUAUGCAAUUAAUAAAGAUAAUCCAAAUUUUGUAUUCAAUACAGAUGAAAAAUAAUUGGAUAUAGGACAUAAAAGAAGUCUUUCUAGUGUUUUUAAAUUGUUAUCUUAAUAAACUAAUAUUGAUGAAUUGAUGGCAAAAAUCAAAGAAUUAAUUAUAAAAACUUUUUGUUCAGUUUAACCAUUUCUUUAAUCUAAUUAUACUUAACCUGAUAAUUAUGCUAAUAAUAUGUGUUUUGAGAUAUUAGGAUUUGAUAUCUUAAUUGAUAAUACAUAUAAACCAUAUUUAUUAGAAGUAAAUCAUACACCAAGUUUUACUGCAGAUACUCCAUUAGAUGCUUUAAUUAAAAAGAAUCUAAUAAGAGAUACUAUUACAUUAAUGAAUAUAAAUUUAAAAGUAAAAAAUGAACUUUAGUAAUUGUAAAAAGAAUAAAUGUAAAAACGAGUCUUUGGUAAAAAACCUAAACUUUCGAAUGAAGAAAAAAAAUCUCUCAAAAUAUAGGCAUAAAUAGAAAGAGAACAAUAUGAAUCUUAACACUUGGGAAAUUUCGAAAAGAUUUACCCUUGUGAUAAAUCUUAUGAUGAAUAUUUAUAACAUGCAUAAAAAAUAUAUGAAGAAUGGACAGGAGCAAGUAUUAUAUAUUUUAUCUUUAGAUAUCCGUAGAAAUGUUAAAAAAGAAACUGCUACUGAGAGAGAUAAAUUACCAUAACAAAGAUAGUUAUAACAUUCUAUAACAAUAUAAGGCUCUAUUGAUUCUAAUAAUAAACCAUAGAUGGAUCCAGCUAAACCAUCCAUUCGAAAGAGUUUAUAUAAACAUGUACAUAGCAAAGUAUUUUCUAAUAUCAACCCUUAAAAAUCAAUGACAGAAUUACCUUAAUAAUAAUAAUAGAUUGAAUAUAAAUUAUAAGAUGGAAAUGAUAAUGAAAUUGCAUCUGAGGAUUAAUAAAAUAAUAGUAAAUAAUAAGAAAAGAUUGAAAGAUCUAAAAGACCUCCUUCUUUUUAUGUUAUGAAAUCAGUUAAAUAAAGCUCAGAAUUAUAAUUAGUAGACUUAUUUAAUUAUAAAAGAAUUAGUAUUCCUGAAACUUCUCCUUAAUCAUAACCAAUUAUUUUAUAAUAGUAAUCAUUAUAGAUUUCAUAAUAAUAAUAAUAAUAAUCUCCAAAUUUUAAAUCAGCUACUUAAUUGGCUAGACAUUUUUCCAUUCGCAAAACUAAUAAAAGUAAAUUAAAACCAAGCGAAAGUGAUUAAGAAGCCAAAAAAGAUCUGAUUCAAGCAGUUAAUCAAUAUUCUUAAUAAUAAUAAUAAUAAUAAUAAUAAUCCUUUUUCUAAUCUUAAUAAUAACAUUUUUAAAAUUAAUAACAAUAAUAGAAUGGUUCUUUUAUUAAACCAAAAGUAUUUAACUUAAAAUUGUAACCACCGCAUUUUAAAAUACCUUCUCUUCCAAUAUUAAUGCAAUAAUAAAAUUACUAUAAAUUUAGAUAUGAUUGA
Paramecium pentaurelia is the source of this 2340-nucleotide messenger RNA. NCBI's taxonomy places the organism in Eukaryota, Ciliophora, Oligohymenophorea, Peniculida, Parameciidae. The record is from the annotation of a GenBank genome assembly.